Molecule: messenger RNA, 1533 nt
Organism: Lachancea sp. 'fantastica'
Lineage: Eukaryota; Fungi; Ascomycota; Saccharomycetes; Saccharomycetales; Saccharomycetaceae
Source: the annotation of a GenBank genome assembly
AUGCUCUCCGAUAAAGAACUAUACGACUUGAACAAAAAGGCUGUAAGCCAGGGCUUCAACAUCAAACCUAGACUCAACUACAACACUGUUGGCGGUGUCAACGGUCCACUGGUGAUUCUAGAAAAGGUGAAGUUUCCCCGCUACAACGAAAUUGUCAACUUGACUCUGCCAGAUGGCUCGACGAGACAAGGUCAGGUCUUGGAAGUCAGAGGUGACCGGGCAAUCGUUCAAGUGUUUGAAGGUACUUCGGGUAUUGAUGUGAAGAAGACCACUGUGGAAUUCACCGGAGAAAACUUGCGUAUCCCGGUUUCUGAAGACACCUUGGGUCGUAUCUUCGACGGGUCCGGAAGACCGAUCGACAACGGUCCAAAAGUAUUUGCUGAGGACUACUUGGACAUCAAUGGUUCGCCCAUCAAUCCCUACGCUCGUAUUUACCCUGAGGAAAUGAUCUCGACCGGUGUUUCCGCUAUCGAUACCAUGAACUCCAUUGCACGUGGUCAGAAGAUUCCCAUCUUUUCGGCAUCGGGUCUCCCCCACAACGAGAUUGCCGCUCAAAUUUGUAGACAAGCCGGUCUUGUUAGACCCACUAAGGAUGUUCACGAUGGUCACGAGGACAAUUUCUCUAUUGUCUUCGCCGCUAUGGGUGUUAACUUGGAAACCGCAAGAUUCUUCAAACAGGAUUUCGAAGAAAAUGGGUCUCUAGAAAGAACUUCUUUGUUUUUGAACUUGGCUAAUGAUCCAACCAUUGAGAGAAUCAUUACUCCUAGAUUGGCUUUAACUACUGCUGAAUACUUGGCUUACCAGACCGAGCGUCACGUUUUGACCAUCUUGACCGAUAUGUCUUCGUAUGCCGAUGCUCUGAGAGAAGUGUCUGCCGCCAGAGAAGAAGUGCCAGGUAGAAGAGGUUACCCCGGUUACAUGUACACCGAUUUGUCCACGAUCUAUGAAAGAGCAGGUAGAGUUGAGGGCCGUAAUGGUUCGAUCACUCAAAUUCCUAUCUUGACCAUGCCUAACGAUGAUAUUACGCAUCCAAUUCCCGAUUUGACUGGUUAUAUUACCGAAGGUCAAAUUUCUGUUGAUCGCCAAUUGCACAACAAGGGUAUUUACCCUCCUAUCAAUGUCCUACCAUCGCUUUCCAGAUUAAUGAAGUCCGCCAUUGGUGAAGGUAUGACGAGAAAGGAUCACGGUGACGUGUCCAACCAACUUUACGCAAAAUACGCUAUUGGUAGAGAUGCCGCUGCCAUGAAGGCUGUCGUUGGUGAAGAAGCUUUGUCGAUCGAGGACAAACUGUCCCUAGAGUUUUUGGAGAAGUUCGAGAAAACCUUCAUCGCGCAAGGCGCUUAUGACAACAGAACAAUCUUCGAUAGUUUGGACCAAGCCUGGUCUUUGCUAAGAAUUUAUCCAAAAGAAAUGUUGAACAGAAUUUCGCCAAAAAUUUUGGACGAAUUUUAUGAUAGAUCUAGAGACGAAGAGGAGGAAGCUGAAGAAAAUGAAGAUCCAGACAAAAAGCCUCAGGAAGACUCUUUGAUUUGA